GCAUUCUGUGAUAGGAUGGAAACUGAUUCACGAAUAUGUGGUUGGGCUAUAGAGACUGAAGAAGAUCUCAAAGAAUAUAUGGACAUGAAAGUACAGGAAAGAUUAAUAGGAGAAGAAAUAAUUCGUCGUAGUCUUGAGGAUGAUGGAGUUACAUCCUCCUGGCUUGAUACCGAUGAGAAAUGGAAAAAAACGUUCGUUACAGACCAUCAAUUCACCAAUGAGAUGAGUAUCGAAGAGCUCAGUCAGUAUGCGCUAGAAAUGCGUGACCUCUUGGGAGAUGAUAGAGAGAAAAGGUGCCAGGCUCGUAAUCGUCUUCAAAAAGGGUAUAAAUUUAGCAAAGGACAGGCAUUCGCAUUGAUUCCUGACCAGAGAAUUGAGCGGUACAUAAGUCAAGUACCGAUCCUAGAGGAUUAGAAGCCGAAGUGAAUAUAAGC
This is a messenger RNA of Rhizophagus irregularis DAOM 181602=DAOM 197198, 434 nucleotides long. NCBI's taxonomy places the organism in Eukaryota, Fungi, Glomeromycota, Glomeromycetes, Glomerales, Glomeraceae. The record is from RefSeq and is a predicted model, not a curated record.